AUGUUGCAAAGACUUUUUGCUCAACCUAAUAGUAAGAAUGCCAAGAAUUUCCAAAACUCUGGAUUUUUAGACGAGCCAAGUGUAAACGGUGAUUGCGUGACUUUCAAAGGAGCAACUCCAUUUGGACUACAAGUCACACAGUGCUACCAAUUCCAGCCAGCGUUUUGCAAACAGACUCCUGCACUCUGCAAUGGUGGAGUUUUCGGUGGCUCAGACAAGUGGACAGGAACUAUUCAAUCUCCAGGAUACCCAGUACAGUACUACAAUAAUCUCAAUUGCAACUACCUUAUCAUUUCCCCGAACAAUACGUUCAUCACAAUUCUAUUUUCCCCAUUCUUGGUUGAAGAAUGGUAUGAUCUCGUGGAUUUUGAUGGUAACUCAACAAGUUAUGUUGACCAUAUAGGACAAGUAUCUUCAUACAAUUUGGCUUGUGGAUUUGAAUCGUCUUCGAACAUGAUGUCUGUUAGAUUCAAGACAAAUUAUGAUCUUACCGAUAAAGGAUGGUUGGCGACGUGGAAGGCAAUGAAGAAUAUGCCAGUUAUAAGUCAAAGUGGAUCAAAUGGGGCAAUGAUUUCACCCAAUUAUCCAUUAACCUAUGAUUCAUACGAUGAACAAGUCUAUCAAAUAAGUGUUGCCUGGGGAAUGCAGGUCAAUUAUCAAUUGAUGUAUUCCGAACGCAGAACAAAAAUGAUUAUUUAAAUAUUUAUAACAGCACUACACAGUCGAAUAGUACUCUUGUAACCACAUUAUCCGGACAAUCGGUAGCUCCAUUCAACUACAUUUCUCCAAGAAGCUACAUGUCAAUGAAAUUUGUAUCUGAUGGAUCACUUCAAUACACUGGAUGGCAUGCAUUUUGGAGCAUUUGCUAGUU
This is a messenger RNA of Caenorhabditis elegans, 871 nucleotides long. The record is from the annotation of a RefSeq genome assembly. Lineage: Eukaryota; Metazoa; Nematoda; Chromadorea; Rhabditida; Rhabditidae.